AUGUUCUCAAAAUAUGACAAACUGAAGAGCAAGAUGUUCUCAAAAUAUGACAAACUGAAGAACAAGAGGUUCUCAAAAUAUGACAAACUGAAGAGCAAGAUGUUCUCAAAAUAUGACAAACUGAAGAGCAAGAUGUUCUCAAAAUAUGACAAACUGAAGAGCAAGAUGUUCUCAAAAUAUGACAAACUGAAGAGCAAGAUGUUCUCAAAAUAUGACAAACUGAAGAACAAGAGGUUCUCAAAAUAUGACAAACUGAAGAGCAAGAUGUUCUCAAAAUAUGACAAACUGAAGAGCAAGAUGUUCUCAAAAUAUGACAAACUGAAGAGCAAGAUGUUCUCAAAAUAUGACAAACUGAAGAGCAAGAUGUUCUCAAAAUAUGACAAACUGAAGAGCAAGAUGUUCUCAAAAUAUGACAAACUGAAGAGCAAGAUGUUCUCAAAAUAUGACAAACUGAAGAGCAAGAUGUUCUCAAAAUAUGACAAACUGAAGAGCAAGAUGUUCUCAAAAUAUGACAAACUGAAGAGCAAGAGGUUCUCAAAAUAUGACAAACUGAAGAGCCAAAAAACGUAG
This is a messenger RNA of Biomphalaria glabrata, 570 nucleotides long. Its product is annotated as GRIP and coiled-coil domain-containing protein-like. The record is from RefSeq and is a predicted model, not a curated record. The transcript has a single exon. NCBI's taxonomy places the organism in Eukaryota, Metazoa, Mollusca, Gastropoda, Planorbidae. Bases 1 to 570 code for a protein of 189 amino acids.